CUUGUCCACUACAAUCAAAUACAAACAUUAAAACUUCGAUACCUCAAAUAAAUGCAAAAUUAACUAAUUUGAUAACAUUUAACAAUUUCUCACUAUUAGGAUAUUUAGCAUAAAUCACUGAAUAUUACGUGAUGAAGGAGUACAAUUCUCAUUUGCUUAACUGACUUCUAAGAGUUCGUUUACUUACCAAAGUGCACAGUGAUAAAACUCAAAAAACACUUUGUCAUUUCCUCGUACACAAUUUUAAAAUUAUCUUCUUUUGACAUUACAUAUACUUAGUACAUUCAUAAUUAUCAGAAUCAGCGUUACCUCAGAAAUGUUUGUAACAAUAUGACAUCAUUUGCCAAAGCAUGUAUAGACUUUUCUAAUAAUUUGAAAAAUUUACGUUUUACUAAAUCAAAUGCUACAACCACUUCUUCCACGGUCACAGUGAACAAUCCAACGGCUACAAUGACUAAGUCAUCAGUUGUUUUAAAUUUUGAAUCGGAUACAAUAAAAAACUCCGUGACAAAUGAAUAUAUUAUUUCAGUCACUAACAGAAUUGUAGCCAAUAAUCCUAAAACUAACAAUCAUCAUUCCAUUAUUAAUUCAACUGAAGAAAAAAAUCGGUUUGAGAAGAAUCAUAAGGACAGUGAACACUUUACAGAUGAUAAAUGUACCAUUUGUAAUAAACUGUUCUUGAUUCCUAAUAAUAACAGUACUAGCGCUGCAAGAAACACCAAUAGCGAUACUAUCAGUAUUAGUAGCACAAAUCUUGGCGGUAGAAUUCCAGAUGAAAAAAAAGACUCAUCAAUAUCGGGAAAGUCAGUGGUUGUAAAACAUUCUGAAACUAAUUCCCUUGAAAACCCUACAAUUUCUCCUAAUACAACAGCAAUGACACAAAAUAGAAAAAACAUUAUGCCUAAUGGAUUUGUAAAUAAUGAUUCUUUGAAAAGUGUGAUUUCAAAUUAUUCUGAUUAUCGAUUACCGGAUUCGAAGAUCUCAAACUCCUUACCUAGUAGUCCAGUGCCAAGACAUAGUUUUACAAUGAAAAAUAAGCCUUCAUCAGAUAGCAAUACUGCGAAUAACAGACGUGCUCAUAGUAAUAUAAAUAGUUUAACAGAUUCCCCAUUCACAUUCAAAGCUACACUUUCGCCGACUAUGACACAUCGUUUAGCUAUUCUUGCACGUAACUGUAAAAACAGUAUUGUUAGUAACAAUAAUAGUAUCAAUGGUAGCGAUUCUACCGGCUAUACAUACAAUCGUUAUUCAAAUAAUUCAAUUUCAUCGUCUUCUUCACCCUUAUCAUCUCAUCGUGGAACAACAGUAGCUGCCAUAAAACAAAGAUUGGUAAAUCAAGGACUACGAAUUAAUUUAAACAUUCCAGUUAAGAAACUAUCAUGUACACGUUAUCGAGAUUAUGUAAGACGUCAAAAAAGAGGUUGUCCACAUACAAUUGAAUCGUUAUGGUUGAAUAAGAAUUUCAUGAAUAAUAUAUUUGUUUAUUUAACUGGAAAUGAACUGAUUCACUAUUCAAUCGUAUGCCGUACAUGGUAUGAAUUUAUGUGUUUAAAUGGUUUCCAGAAUAAAUUAUGCUUUGUUUUAAACAUCAAAAAAUUAAUUAGGGAAAUAGAAAACAGUCACGAGGAUUCAAAAUCGAAUCAAUAUGCAGACUAUAAAGAUCCAGUUAUUAUUUCAAACCAUUGUGAUCACAUUCCAUUACCAAAUGAUUUAUUGUACAGUUAUUUAGAAGACUCUAUUCGAAUUCGCAUUGUAUCCGCUAUAAACAGACACCUGGAAACCAUUAAAAUUGUACAGUUGGUUGAGAGAUUUAGUUCAAUAUUGUAUAAUAUACUAGAAAUGCUAUUAAGCCCAAAUCACAACGUAAUUUUGACAUCACUAUCACAAUCUUCCACUAUUGAAACGUAUUUCCCUCAGAUAAAUACAACAGUUGCAAACACUUUAACUAAAACUAAAACAUUCAACAACCGAAUCUUAUUGACAUCGAAUGAAAAUUAUUCAACAUGGAUAAAUGAAACAAACGAGAAUAAUAGCCCAGUGUUCAAGACAAAUGAUUUUAUCAAUUCAUUCCAAAAUCAAGUGAAAAAACAACAACAACAAAAUGGUUUUAUACAAGACAAUAGUCUUAUAAAAGUAAACUAUGCUAUACAAAAUAAAUUAUCAUUAAAUAGUGAUUCACCUUCAGCAUCGAAUGAUACAUGGAAAUUAAAAAAUAUUAGUGAUUCCAAAAACUCUAUCUCUUCAAAUCGCUCAAGUCUAGAGAACAUUAAUAGUAAUUCAUCAUAUACACAUAAAUUUACUCACAUAAUAUUUAAAUCAUGUAGUAUACUAGACCAAUCAUUGUCACGUUUAAUAAAUUUAUUUCCUUCUCUAAAACAAUUAGAAUUUGAGUGUUGUAACGAUUUUACUGAAUUAGCAUUUUGGUCUUGUCUUUUACCGAGCAUUGAAUGUUUAACAGUGUUUGAUUGUAUCAAUGUUUCAGAUGAAAGUAUGAAUGCAAUUGGACAUCUAUUACCAGAAUUAAAAUGUUUUAAAUUUCAAGCUUAUCAUAUAACAGAUGCAGCAUUAAGUUAUUUCAGUACAAAACAACGAAUUAAUAUGCAUACAAUGGAAUUGACUCAGUGUAUGGAUGUAACAAAUCAAGGUAUUAUGACACUGGCCUAUACACUGAACAACCUACAAGUUUUGAGUCUAAGUGGAUGCAGCAAACUAACUGAUGAUGGUUUAGAUGUGAUAUGUGAAAAUUUAAAACGUUUAAUAUCAUUGAAUUUAUCAUGGUGCUCGAAGAUCACUGACAGUGGAUUAGAAUGCGUAGCAUGUGAUUUAGUUCUGUUGAAAAAAUUACUACUAGACAGGUAACUACAUGUUAAGACAAGUGAAGAAGUAAUAAUAGCAACUGGUACAAUAUACGAACUGAAAUUGAAAAUAAUACUUGCUGGCCAGAAUCAACUGAUAUGAAGCCUAAGUCCAGGAUUCUCCAUCUAUUGUUUUCAACUAUGCCAUAUCAGAAACAUAAUAUACCGCCAUGUUGAAUGGCUUAGUCUAGUGGUCGCAUUUUCACUUAAUCAAUAUAUUUCGAUUAGCAAUAGAGAUUAAAAAUCAGAACAUCGGUUAUUAUUACAUGAUUGAUCAGUGUAUUCAAUUGAACAAACCAGUAUUACUUACCAAGUUAGAAAAUUAUACUAAGGUCGUCCAUCAUAGAUUAUUGUAAUUUUAUUACUACAAGAAAUUUACACAUUUUUGUUAACUAGAGAUAGACGUAAAUGUACACAAAGCAUAUCUGUAACUUUUGGCUGUUCAAAACCAGUGUAGGUAUGGUAACUUGAAAAAUUACAAUCCACUAACUUAAGCGACGUAAAAAAUAAAACAGCCAAAUCAUAGCUUCACACAGGUAGAUAUACUUUGGUUAUUAGAACUAAUACUGCAUUAUGAAUUUGUUACACAAGAUUCAAAUGUUGUAUAGGUCUUGACCAGAUAUACGAAGAAUAUAUUUCUUUAUUUUAUUAGAUAAUAACCAUCUUACUAAAUACUACGUCAAAGUAUAAUAAGAAAUUCUUAACACAAGAUAUAAAAUCUCGAUAAAAGUUCUUCUUAGUCAAUAUCUUAAAUGUGAAAACUCAAUGACAAAAGUAUUAAAACAUUGUUUCAACCAGCCAAUUCUCUGAUUUGCAAUUUUCUCUUUGAGUUGGUUAAAGUGAUAUGUAGAUUUUGCAUUUGGUUUUACAUAUAUGAAUCCUAACUUACACGCUUCUUGUUUCACCAAUGAAUAGCUAUGAGUAAGGAGGAUAGAUUGCAUUUGCUUACAUAACACUGAUCAGUUGCUUACACGAGUUUAAACGUCCAUUCACAAUCAAUUAACUAAUAAACACAAAAGGUUUAUCAUCGACUUCACUGAAAGACUUCUCGAUCCUGAGUCACACACUUUGGCUUUUUCUCGAGUGUUCAAGAGAUAGUAGGGAAUAAAGCAAGAAAUUUAAAAAAAAAUAACCAUUCAUUAACAAUUAACGGUUACGAAUAAAUUAUUGUUAUUCAUAACCUUGCAUAGUAUAGGUAAACAUUAGAAAUAUAUUUCCCCGAAAUUCAGAUCGACUCAACUUGAUAUAAAAACAAUGUAUUUUGUCCAUGAGUAAUUACAUCCCAUCAAUGAUAAAUCCAUUGUAUUCGUCAACAUAUGUCUCAAUUGCUUAUUACUUUUAUGACUAGAAUAAUCAAGCAACCAAUAAUAAUAAAGUGUAUUUCACUGAAUUUCUAUUGCAAUAACUUCCAACUCAAUAAUUUAAAUCAUUGAUAUAUGAUAUUAUUCUAAUGAUUUCUUACUGCAUGUUCGUAGCAUACGUAUACGUUAAAAAUUACAGCACUAGGUAAUUAUGUCAGGUAGCAGUCAUACACAACUAUCAUAACGUAUUUCGUCAUCACAAGUAAAAGUGAAAGAACUCCAAGGAUAAGCAUAAAAACCCAUCCAUCAACCUCGAUUGCAAUUACAUCCUGAUUUGAAUGAAUAAUCAAGCGACAUAAAUCAUUAGUGGAGGUAUAAAGCAUUCUCUACAGAUUUUAGACUAUCAAAGAACUAGCAUCAUUAAAAAUUCAAAGAUCUAUAUCCACGAAAAGUAGGUUGAAUCUUUUCUACUUUGAUUGGUCACAGGUUCAAUAAGUAAAAGAUUAUCUCAAGUUUAAGGUAGCCUAUAUUUAUUUUCUCUCUGUAUUUUACCGUUUAAAUUUAUUUGGUUGAACUAUUUCUCUUCUUAGAUAGCUUAGCAAUGUAUUGAAUAGUAACUCCAGUUUUAUUAUCUUUCACUUAAUUCAUAUCAUUUCAAGAAUUACGUAAUCUGGCUGAACAUUACAAGUGGUUUUUAUUCUUUAAACUACUUCUCUUUAUUGUGACCAUUGACCUCAUGAAUUUAUUUGUCCUAAAAUCCAAUUCAAGCCUAAAUUACAUUAUAUUCGGGACAUUAUCAACAAAUGUUAAUGUAUUUCACCUUCAAUCUUAUAAUUUCAGUGCUGUCUCCAAAUUACCCAUCACUUUUGAUUAUUACUUUGAAUUGGUAACUAUAGUAUCUAAUUUGAGCUUACUUCUUUUUAACUAUUCAUACACACAUCUGUGUUGUGAUUAGUUAUUGGUAGGAUAUGAAGAGAACAGGUAUACUUAUGAAGGUAGUUUCAGAGACUGAUAUUUUUUCUUAUGAUCAGAAUAAAAUUAUUAUUCUCUUUUCUAAUCAUAAAUUUAUUUUACAAUUUUGAUAUCUCCAACCUCCCAUUCACCCGCUUUCAAUAAUUAUAGGUGUAUAGAAUUGACUGAUCUGGGAAUAAGCCAUUUAGCGACAAUGUCUAAUCUUCAACAUCUCAGCGUAAGAUGGUGUGUCAAUUUAUCAGACGGUAGUAUACCUCAUUUACUUAGUACGACAGGAUUAAAUUAUCUAUGCUUAAGUGGUAAGUUAUACAUGCAUACUUACUUAGCAAUGACAUUGUAUUUAUCAAAUAUGCACUUUCAAAAUCAUAAGAGAGUGAGUAAACGAAUUUAUCAGAAUUAUAAUUUGUUGUACUUUGUUAAACUGUAAUUGAAGAAGUGAAAGCUCAUCAAAGUAAUCCUAAUGUUACAUACUGAAAUCGAAAACGAAUGAUCAGAAACGAAUUUGUAGCCUUUUUAAUUUCAGAUUAGCGAAUACAAUUUACGGGUCCACAAGUCCAGUUCAUAUUUACACCAUUUCGAAUUCGAAUUAAUUCAAUAUUUUAAAAUCUCCCGUUCAUAAUUUUGGAAUCAAAUAUCCUUUAUUAGUAAGAUAUGCUUCAAUUUCUGGAUGAGCCAGUAACAAUAAUUCUAAACUAGGUUAUUUUGAACAUUUUUAACUUUAGCCAACAAUUCCAGAAUAUUUUCUAAUCUAGGCUAACACUACACAGUUACAUGUACAAUUUACCAGUUUUAUGAUUCAAGCAAGCCAAUUAUAACCAUUACUCAGAGCCUUGAAAUUGACUUAAUGUUUCGUUCGAACGCAAGAAAUGAUUUAA
This is a messenger RNA of Schistosoma margrebowiei, 6003 nucleotides long. Lineage: Eukaryota; Metazoa; Platyhelminthes; Trematoda; Strigeidida; Schistosomatidae. The record is from the annotation of a GenBank genome assembly.